This is a messenger RNA of Rotaria sp. Silwood1, 810 nucleotides long. The record is from the annotation of a GenBank genome assembly. Lineage: Eukaryota; Metazoa; Rotifera; Eurotatoria; Philodinida; Philodinidae.
AUGGCGGCUAAAAGUGGAGCAAGACGAAAGUUGGCUCUUGUAAUUGGUAUUGGUAAAUAUGAACACUGUGACGAAUUACAAAAUCCAGAAAAUGAUGCGAUUGAUAUGUCAUCGACUCUGGAGAGUAUUGGUUUCACUGUUGAAAAGAGACUACAUUUAAAACGUGUUGAUAUGAGACAUGCUAUUAUUGAUUUCGAAGAAUCAAUAAAGCCUGACGACAUGGUGCUGUUUUAUUUUGCUGGACAUGGGAUACAAUGGGAAGAUCAAAAUUAUUUGAUACCAUCAGACACUCCAACUUUGAGUGGUGCGGAUUUAAAUACGAGCGCUAUUAAUGCGCAAGAUAUUCUUAACAAUUUAAGUAAUCGCAAGCCAUAUGUAACAAUAUUUCUCUUAGAUUGCUGCAGAAAAUAUCAUUUACGUAAUCCUACAGUAGAUGCACGCGGUACAGAUUUAAAUAAUCAAAAAGCAGUAGGUCUCAAAGCCAUGCACAAGGCUGGGUCAUUAAUAGCGUUUGCUUGUGCACCUGGAACUAUAGCCAUUGAAGGACAAGGACAAAGAAACGGCUUAUUCACAAAGCAUCUUUUGGAAAAUAUUAAAAAAAAGAAAGAAGACAUCCAAAUGAUAUUACGUGACGUUACCAAAGGAGUAAUAAACGAGUCGAACUCAAAACAAAUGCCAUUCGUGAGUGCUUCUCUAUCAGAGAGGGAUAUAUAUUUAUGCAGUGGCAGCCUCAAUCAACCACGUAAAUUCGGUAAAUACGCUAGUGACUUCUACUGUUGUUGUUUACUAGAAAUUCAAAUAUUACCAUAA